UCAGCCGAACCGAGCCGAGCCGAGCCAGGGUGGCUAUCGCACCGGCCGGCAAGCCGAGCUGACGCGACGCGACGUCCCGCCAGCCGUCUGAUCUGAGCCUGAGCGUCGCGUCAGUGUUGUUCCAGUGUCGCAGCAGCGAGCUAGUGUGCGAAUCAUUCCGUCCCGCAAGGGUUCCGGCCCUUCGUGAGCAGCUGGUGCUGCCUUCGCGACGAGUGCUUCUUCAAUAGUGAAAGAGUGUGCCUCAUCAGCGUGAAUUUCACGGCGCGACGGCCACCCUUCUUGGACGCAGUGAGCUCUGGUGCACGAUCCACCGGCGUCAUGGAGAGAGGCCGCGGCAGAGGCCGAGGCGGACGCAGGCCCUGGGGCGGUGGCGGUCAUCGCGGCAAUCGUGGCCGAGGGUGGAGAGGACCCGAUGGAGGGCCUCAAGAUGGCCACCCCGGAAACGGUGACGCAGCGCCGGUGCAAGAGCGCAUGAGUCACGGCCAGCUCAGGGGCCUGGCCGAGGAGGACGGCGUCAGGAUCUUGCAGCGGCUGUCCAACCCGGACCUCCUGGGCCUCUUCACGGAGCUGACUGAGCAGAAGCAGCCGGACGCAGCCAGAAUGUGGCUGGUCGUCAAGGUGCUGGCCAAGCUGUGCUCGGUGGAGUACCAGCCGCUCGUCGUGCGCCUGUUCUGCAAAGUGUGCAAGAAGGACUUCCUGGACCAGCUGCUGCUGCACAUCGUGCAGCUCAGCGUGCUUUGCUCCGACGACGCGGCGCGGUUGGCGGCACUGGCCGACUUCUACCGCGACUUCUGCAGGCUGGCGCACGGCAUCGUGAAGCUGCUGCCAACCUUGGCCUGCGAGAAGCUGCAGAACAUGCUGCGCAUGGCGGCGCUGGAGCUGACCCAGCUGCCGCCCUUCGAGGGCAAGGAGGCCAUCGGCAAGGACCUGGACCUGGUCAAGGCCAAGCUGGCCGUGGAGAAGGACAGGCUGAGCGUGGCUGCCAGGCCCGAGAAGCGCCAGCCCGUGCGGCAGUUCCGCUUCGACGCGCUGGAGCCCCCGGACGACUACCGGCUGCUGUCGGCGUACCCCACGGCCGAGGACAUGGUGGACGACGCGCAGCCCUACCUGCGGCGCAUCAUCCCGCGCGGCCGCUACCGCGACGCCAGCCACUACCUGGACGUGCUGUUCCGCCUGCUGCGCGAGGACUUCGUGCAGCCGCUGCGCCAGGGCUGCGCCGAGUACUGCCAGAAGAAGCUGGAGGCCGGCAACGGCGGCAGGCCGCCCCGCGUCUCCAACAUCCGCGUCUACGAGAACGUGUGGUUCGACAAGCUGUUGACGGCCGACGAGAGCGUGGGCCUGGAGCUGGUGUUCGACCCCGACGGCAAGCUGACGCGCGUCAACUGGGAGUACACCAGGAGGCUCAUCAAGGGCGCGCUGCUGCUGCUGUCCCGGGACAUGACCUUCUCCAACGUCAUCCUGGCCUCCGUCAGCAAGCGGGACGUGAACCAGCUGGCCAACGGCAGGGUGGUGGUGGAGCUCUGCGACAGCCCCGUCAGCGAGGACCUCUUCGAGGGCACCUUCCUCAUGGUGGAGUGCGUCGUGUUCUUCGGCGCCUACUUGCACCCCUUGCGCGCCCUGCAGGCCCUGGACGAGGCGUCGCUGCCCCUGAAGGAGUACCUGGUGGACGCCAGCAACGCCCGCGUGCUGCCGGCCUACCUGCCGCAGGGCGCCAGCCUGACCCUGCCCACGCCCGGCGCCUCCAUCGUGCUGGGCGACGUGACGCAGCUGGAGGCGUGGCCGUCGGCGGAGAGCCUCGGCCUGGACGAGUCGCAGUACGUGGCGCUGCAGGGCGCCCUCACCAACAAGGUGAUGCUGGUGCAGGGACCGCCGGGGACAGGAAAGACUUUCCUUGGUCUGCAAGUGGCGCGGACGCUGCUUCUGAAUCAAUACCUCUGGAGAUCUUCCAUGCAGCCCCGACCGCUGUUGGUCCUCUGUUCUACGAACCACGCGUUGGACCAGUUCCUCAUGGGGCUGCUACCCUUUACCCAGAGUUUGGUCAGGGUGGGCAAUCCUUGCAGGGAGCCCUCAUUGGAACCGUUCGACAUUUUCCAUCUGCGUCGCAAGAAGAUCCAGGGCGCGUACGCCCUGUUCCAGAUGAUCGCCGCCCACAAGAAGAGGUUCGUCGACCUGAAGCAGGUCCACGACUGCGUCCGGACUUGCUACACGCUCCUGCGCCAAGACGGCGGCCUGGUCCACCCAGCGUCGCUGCACUCGUUCGGCAUCAUCACGGAAGCGGAGCGGGACUUCUUCCAGACUCUGCCCAUCGAAGUGUGGCUCUUGGGCCGCGCGGGUGUUCCUGUUGGCGAGUGCGGGCAGACAAUCUGGAACCCCAGUUCGCUGGACCUCACCUGCGUGGAGGGCGAGGACCUGGCGGCGCUUCGGAGGACUGUGACGUACGCCGUCUCCAGACAGGUGCUGGAGGAGGCAGUGGUGCAGUUGCUCGCGGAGGAGGAGAUGGCCCCCGUCGUUGCGCUGCGACGGUACUGGGACGCCAUCCGGGCGAGGCUGGCGGACCCCGAGACGCAGCCGCCGGACAUGCUAGUCCGCGCCCAAGACCUGGCCGAGAUGACGGCUGUGGAGCGCUGGCAGCAGUACAGGUUCUGGAGAAACGAAUUGCUGACUGAAUUUGGGAACCUGGCGGAAGAAAUCAGUGCUAGAUAUUUGGAUGCCGCUCAACAAGUGCAGGAAUGCAGAAUGGUGCAAGAUCAGACCAUCAUGGCAAACCAUUUGGUGAUCGGGAUGAGUACUUCCUACGCAGCCAUGAGACACCGUAUUCUGAAACAGCUCAAGCCGAGAAUUGUUAUUGUGGAAGAGGCUGCUGAAGUUCUUGAGGCUACUGUGUUGGCAUCGCUUGGUGUUGAUGUCGAACACCUGAUUAUGAUCGGGGACCACCAGCAGUUGCGCCCCACCACCUCUGUGCAGGAUUUGGCCAACAACUACCAUUUGAACGUCUCCAUGUUUGAGCGCCUAGUCAACAAUGAGGUUCACUGCGUAACACUCAACACGCAGCACCGAAUGCGACCCGAGGUUGCAAAACUUAUUUGCCCACACAUCUACCCUCAUCUACUCAACCACGAGUCCGUGAACUAUUUUCCUGAUGUUCGUGGCGUCACUAAGAACGUCUUUUUCCUUGACCACAAGCACCCUGAGGAAGAGCCAACAUACCUGAAGGACGCUCCCAGCUUCCAGAACCCUCACGAAGCGACCUUCAUUUCAGCACUAGUGCGCUACUUCCUGCUGCAAGGCUACGAGCCGUCCAAGAUCACUGUGCUCUGCACGUACAAGGGGCAACUGUACUAUCUCACCAAGCAGCUUCGCCCCGUGGAGUCGCACUUGCGCGAGAUUCGCAUCACGACGGUGGACGAGUACCAGGGCGAGGAGAACGACAUCGUGCUGCUGUCCCUGGUGCGCAGCAACCCGCGCAGCAACCUGGGUUACGUGGGCAUCGAGAACAGGGCCUGUGUGGCGCUGUCUCGGGCCAGGCAUGGUUUCUUCAUCGUCGGCAACAUGUCGACCCUCACGUCCAAGGAGUCGGUGUGGACCGCGGUGGACGCCGAGUUGCGUCGUCAGGCGGCGGUGGGUCCGAACCUGGUGCUGCGCUGCGAGGUGCACGGGCAGCUGACGGCCGUGGCCUCGGCCGAGGACUUCGAGCAGUGCCCCCAGGGCGGCUGCAUGCGGCGGUGCGACGUGGACCUGCGCUGCGGCCAUGUCUGUCCGCAAGUGUGCCACCCGGACGACCUGCAGCACGUCAAGUACAAGUGCCAGGAGAACUGCGUGAAAGUAGCGUGUGCUCGUGGCCACCCCUGCCGAGCGCGGUGCUACGAAGACUGCCCUCCCUGCGAGGUGCCCAAACAGGCCGUGUUGUCCUGCGGCCAUAUGGUCACCAUGCCCUGCCACACGGACCCCGAGGACCACAAGUGUCAGAUCGAGGUGGACCUGGUGUUGCCGGCGUGCGGACACAAGCAGCGCGGCAAGUGCUGGCAGAGACACGGCGUGGCCGCUCUGGCGUGCCGAGUGCCGUGCGAGUUCCGCGUCGACUGCGGCCACGCCUGCGAACGCAAGUGCCACGUCCUGGACGACCCUCAACACGAGCAGUACCAGUGCGGCAAGCCGUGCGAGGAGCGGCGCGAAGGCUGCCGCGCGGACCACAAGUGCCGGCGGCUGUGCCACGAGGACUGCGAGCCGUGCGACGUGGAGGUGCCCAAGGACCUGCCCUGCGGACACAGCCGCCGCCUGCCGUGCGUGGACGCGCCCCUGGCGGAGCACUGCACGCAGAAGUGCACCCGGACCAUGCGGUGCGGCCACCGCUGCGCCAACAAGUGCCGCCUGCCGUGCGGGCCCUGCAAGGUCAAGGUGGACAAGGAGCUGCCGCGGUGCGGCCACACUCAGCCCGUGCCCUGCAGCGUGGACGCGGCGCUGUUCGCGGACUGCGGCGAGCCCUGCCGGCGCUCCCUGCCGUGCGGCCACCCCUGCGGCCUGGCGUGCGGCGCGGCGUGUGCGGACGGCGAGUGCGCCCAGCUGGUGGUCUACCGCGGCGGCCUGCCCGCCUGCGGCCACCGCAUCAUGGUCCCCUGCGCGUCCAACCACGACCCGAGCAGCCCCGAACUGCUGGCCCUCUGCAACGAGCCUUGCACCAAGGUCCUGGAAUGUGAGCACCCAUGCGCUGGGACUUGCGGCAAAUGUCUUCAAGGACGUUUCCACGUGGCCUGCAAGAGCAAAUGUGAUCGGCCUCUCUUGUGUGGGCAUGUGUGUGAGGCGCCUUGCGCCGCGAGCUGCCCUCCUUGCGGCAAGCCGUGCCUCGUCAAGUGUCGCCACACCAAGUGCCAGAGGACUUGCGGCGAACGCUGCGCGCCAUGCAAGGAGCGCUGCGACAUGAAGUGCGCCCACAAGAAGUGCCCCAGCCUGUGCGGCGAGCCCUGCCCCGAAGGCCCCUGCAGCGAGCCGUGCCGGCGCGUGCUGAAGCGGUGUGGGCACGCGUGCGUGGGGCUGUGCGGCGAGUCGUGCGUGUGCCGCGAGUGCAGUGACAUUGAAGUCUUCUUCGGCACCGAGGACGAUGACGAUGCCAGGUUUGUGAUGCUGCCAGACUGCAAACACUUGUUUGAAGUGACCUCGCUCGACCGCUGGAUGCUCGGAACUGCUGAUGAAGAAAACGACAAAAAAGCCAUCACCAAAAAGGAGUGCCCGAGGUGCAAGGCGCCCGUCGCGACGAGUCUGCGCUACGGCAACGUGACGAAGCAGAACGCCGCGGACGUGGCUGCGAUCAAGGAGCGGCUCUUCGGCACUUGGACCACCAUCGAUCCCGUGGCGAAGGAGACGCGGAACUUGCUCAAGGAGAUCCCAGACCGCCCACCCGGUUUCCCCGCCCUGUGGGACCUGGUCCAGACAGUGGACCUGCACCUCGGCAAGGUGGAGAAGAGGGCGCGCGGCCGCAAGAAGGGCGCGCGGGCGGCGCCGCACUUGAGCCUGACGGGGAUCCAGAGCCUCCACCAGUACGUGUCCGCCCUGAGCAGCCUCUACAAGGUGGCCAACGAGGCGCGGCCUCGCCUCACGGAGUCCAAGAGGGCCGAGCUGGAGGCAGCCGUCGAGCUGCUCUGCCGGGAGAUCAAGCGCCGCGACCUCGUGCGACUCAGUGCCCAGGAGGGAAAGGACAUCAACGUGGAGCUGACUCGGUUCACCCGCCUGGCAGCGCUGUGCAAGGCGGAGUGCAGCGGGAUUUUGUCAUCCCAGGCCCAGACCUUCUUGAUCCGAGCUAUCCGUACCGUUGGACCCUACCACAUGGGUAGAGACGGUGAGGUACGAGAGGAGCUUGAAAAGUUUGGAAGGAUCGAAGAGGUUCUCUACGUGAAGGAAGCAGUUGGGCUGUCGAGCGGCCACUGGUACAAGUGCCCCAACGGCCACUUCUACGUGAUCGGGGACUGCGGCGGCGCCACAGAGUCGGUGUGCAACGAGUGCAAAGCCACCAUCGGCGGCACAAACCACAGACUCCGCAGCGACAAUGCCUUGGCAAGAGAGCUGGGGGCGACCGCUCCGGCCUGGCCACAGUGAUGGGUUCACUGGGAUUGUUUCUCUGCACAUCCCGUAUUAUUUAUUUCAGAGAUCAAGUGCAAUAAGCUGGCGUUUCUCUCCCAACAUGGCCUUGUUUAUUUUAGAGCGUGUUUUUAAACAUUUUGUAGUAGGUUUUAAUUUUA
Molecule: messenger RNA, 6230 nt
Organism: Thrips palmi
Lineage: Eukaryota; Metazoa; Arthropoda; Insecta; Thysanoptera; Thripidae
Product: NFX1-type zinc finger-containing protein 1-like
Biological process (GO): regulatory ncRNA-mediated heterochromatin formation
Cellular component (GO): nucleus; nuclear RNA-directed RNA polymerase complex
Molecular function (GO): helicase activity; zinc ion binding
Source: RefSeq, a predicted model, not a curated record